AUGUUCAAGCGAGUACUCGCCACGGUUCCUGCGCAGGCCAGCCAGGCCGUCCGUGUCGCCGCAACCAGCACCGCUCGCCCACAGUUCGCCCGCAGCAUCGCGCCCGCAACUCAACAAUUGACGUCGCGACGAAGCUACCACGAGAAGGUGCUCGACCACUACAACAACCCACGCAAUGUCGGUUCGAUGAAGAAGAACGACGUGGAUGUCGGCACUGGACUCGUGGGUGCGCCCGCGUGUGGAGACGUUAUGAAGCUGCAAAUCAAGGUCGGAAAGAACGCGCAGGGAGAGGAUCUCAUUGAGGAUGUUAAGUUUAAGACAUUCGGAUGCGGAUCUGCUAUCGCUUCGAGUAGCUACUUGACUGAGCUUGUGAGGGGUAUGACUUUGGAGCAGGCGGGCAAGAUUCGGAACACGGAGAUUGCGAGGGAGUUGUGCUUGCCUCCUGUGAAGUGUAAGUUGGGCGUAGAAACAAGACGAUGAUCACGAGAGAUGAUUGCUGACGGUAAUUGUGAUAGUGCACUGCUCCAUGCUUGCGGAGGACGCGAUCAAGAGCGCCAUCAACAACUACUACACCAAGAACCCCAAGGCCCGCGCAACCGACCUCGGCGGUACCGGCGCAGCCAUGCCCAAGAUUGAAAUCGAAAAGGUUCCUGGAUCGGGAGCUGAGGCACCUGCAUCGGCGUAG
Messenger RNA from Lecanosticta acicola, 685 nucleotides. Lineage: Eukaryota; Fungi; Ascomycota; Dothideomycetes; Mycosphaerellales; Mycosphaerellaceae. The record is from the annotation of a GenBank genome assembly.